UUCCCGCCAAACUCCAAAGAGUAGUAAACUGAUUUUUGGCGCCAGAUGACGUCUGGCUGAGUCGGCUCCUGAUUCCACCUUUUUGAGCAUUAAUAUCCAUCUUUGCCCCCUGGAUCUGCACUUAGCUUCGAAUCCGAAUUAAGUGCAGUUUUGUUUCUGUUUUGAUUGGUCACAAUACACAGAGAUUCGGUCUUCAUCUUCUCCUUGGGACAAAGGGAGAACCUUGGCCUGCUGCUUCCCCUGCCAGGUACCGCAGCCAUGUGGAUCCAGGUGCGCACCAUGGAUGGGAAAGAGACCCAUCGGGUGGACUCCCUCUCCAAGCUCACCAAGGUGGAGGACCUGCGCCAGAAAAUCUUUGAGACCUUCAACGUGGCCCCGGAUCGGCAGAGGCUUUUCUACAGGGGCAAACAGAUGGAAGAUGGCCAUUCCCUUUUCGACUACAGCGUUGGCCUGAACGAUAUUGUGCAGCUGCUGGUGCGGCAGAGCCCUGCCCUACAGCCGGCGGCCGGCAAAGAGAAGGACUCUGAACUGUCCGACACAGACUCCGGCUGCGGCCCCAGCGAAUCAGACAAAAGCUCCAAUAAUGGGGAGGGCUCUGUAGAGAUGGAGGGGCAUCCUGGCGUGGCCGCUCCCCUCGAUUUGGUGGACCCAGGCUUUGGGUUCUACAAGAUCAACGAGUUGGUGGAUGCACGUGACACCAGCAUGGGAGCCUGGUUUGAAGCCAUCGUGGUCAACGUGACGCAGAAAGGCGAGGCGGCCAGCAAGGUGACCGAAAGCGAUGAGGAAACGGACAUGCCGGAAGUGAUCCCCGAUGAGGACAUUGUCUAUCAUGUGAAAUACGAAGAUUAUCCAGAGAACGGUGUCAUCCAGCUGAGCUCGAAGAACGUUCGCGCCCGCGCUCGGUCGACUCUCCAGUGGGAGGAACUCUCUCCCGGGGACGUGGUGAUGCUGAAUUACAACCCAGACGACCCCAAGGAGCGGGGCUUCUGGUACGACGCGGAGAUCCUCCAGAAGCGAGAGAGCCGGACGUACAAGGAGCUGUAUGCCAAGAUUGUCCUUGGGGACGGUGGGGAUGUCUUGAACGACUGCCGGAUCACUCUGGUGGACGAGAUCUACAAAAUCGAAGAGCCCGGGAAUGCGGUUCCCCUCACCAUUGCAAGUCCCAUGAAAAGACAGAGUGGGCCCGUCUGUAAGCACUGCAAGGACAACCCCAGCAAGACGUGCCGGAUGUGCGCCUGCUACAUCUGUGGCGGAAAGCAGGACCCCGAGAAGCAGCUCAUGUGUGAUGAGUGCGACAUGGCCUUCCACAUCUACUGCCUCAACCCCCCUCUCAGCCGAAUACCCGACGAUGAGGAUUGGUAUUGCCCCGAAUGCCGCAACGAUGCGAGUGAAGUGGUUUUGGCUGGCGAGAAGCUGAAAGAAAGCAAAAAGAAAGCCAAGAUGGCUUCUGCGAAUUCGUCUUCCCAGCGGGACUGGGGAAAGGGCAUGGCGUGCGUCGGCCGCACCAGGGAAUGCACCAUCGUCCCCUCGAACCAUUACGGGCCGAUUCCCGGCGUCCCCGUCGGCACCAUGUGGAAGUUCAGGGUCCAGGUGAGCGAGUCGGGAGUCCACAGGCCCCAUGUGGCCGGCAUCCACGGCAGGAGCAACGACGGAGCCUACUCUCUGGUUCUGGCAGGAGGCUACGAAGAUGACGUGGACCACGGGAAUUCCUUUACUUACACAGGAAGUGGCGGUCGCGAUCUCUCUGGGAACAAGCGCACGGCGGAGCAGUCGUGUGAUCAGAAAUUGACCAACAUGAACAGGGCUUUGGCGCUGAACUGCAGUGCUCCCAUCAACGACAAGGAGGGCUCCGAGGCAAAGGACUGGAGGGCCGGGAAGCCCGUCCGGGUCGUGCGGAACGCAAAGGGAGGCCGGCACAGCAAGUAUGCCCCCAAGGAAGGGAACCGCUACGACGGCAUCUAUAAGGUGGCAAAAUACUGGCCCGAAACGGGGAAAUCUGGCUUCUUGGUGUGGCGCUACUUGCUCCGAAGGGACGACGAGGAGCCGGCCCCUUGGACCCGGGAAGGGAAGGAGCGGAUGAAGAAGCUGGGGCUGACCCUGCAGUAUCCCGAAGGCUACCUGGAAGCUGUUGCAAGCAAAGAGCAAGAGAACGGCAAGGCUCCCGAAGAGGUCGAGACCCCGGGGAAAGGGAAGCGGAAAAGGAAAUCCGGGAAUGAGUCGGACCCCGCUCUUUCUCCUGCUGGGACCCCGAAGAAGAGCAAAGGGGAGACCUACAAGCUCACCCCACAGCAGAAAGCGCUUAUCAAAGAGGACGAAGCCAAUACGAAGCUGUGGAACGAAGCCCUCGAAGCCCUUAAGGAUGGACCGAAAUUCCUAAACAAAGUGGAGGAAACCUUCCUCUGCAUCUGUUGCCAGGAGGUGGUCUUCCAGCCCAUCACCACCGUCUGCCAGCACAACGUGUGUAAGGACUGUCUGGACCGGUCUUUCCGGGCCGAAGUGUAUAGCUGCCCGGCCUGCCGUUACGAUUUGGGGAAAAACUACUCGAUGCAAGUGAACGAGCCCUUACAGAGCCUUCUCGGCCAGUUCUUCCCAGGCUACGGCAACGGACGGUGAUUCCAGAAAGCACUUCCGAUCUCCCUCCUUUGCCCCGUUGUCGCCCCUUUCCCUUUACAACCUUUUUGUGGGGCUGCGAUGGGGCUUUUUUAUUUAAAUACAAAAAAUAGACUUUCUAAAGCUUACGAGUCCCCCUUUUCGCCCCGUAUUCCCGAGAUAGUGCUUUAUCAACAUUGCAAAUUGACCAUACAAAUUGGGGCAGCGUUUCCGUUCCUUUAAGAGUUAAAACUAUAUAAACCCUGGCAUGUUUGCUAGAACAAUCUCCGCUAGUCGACGGAUUUGGGCCAUACGUUCCAUGUAUUUUCGGUGGCAGCCAUUAUUAUUAUUAUUAUUUGGUUAUUAUUAUUAUUAUGUGUUGGAAUGAGAUCUUUAGCUUAGGAUCCUUCUUCUUUGCUCAUUCUUGAGGAUUGCUAGCCUUUGCAUCAAAGUUACUACCUCAAGACCUUCAGUUCGAGAGUUGCCAUAUGGAGAAAAAGUAUCAAAAAGCCAUUCGAAAGUGCCUUUUUUGGGGGAAACCCUUUAAAAAGCACUAAAUUCAGUCUUUUGGGAGGAGAUUAUAGAUUAUAAUGCUACCAUUCCGUAUCGGUAGAUUUAGAUGUAGCUCUAUGCCUGUUACCCUUCCAGCGUCCCUUGCCGAUUCUCAAUCCGCUUUCUUAGAAAUUGAAUCUUAAAACCUUGGUGGUUUUAUAUACAGUAUAUAUAUAUCUAUUCAGCAGUUGGUGUUUUUUUAUUGUCUUGUUUUCUGUUUUUGCCUCAAUAAGAACCAAACCUCCGCAGCUAAUACCUCACCAAGAGUAAUCAGGGUCAAUAGCAAGUCACUGCUCAUCUCCCGACAGACUGGAACAAAUGUGUGUGUGUGUUUGUUUUUAAUGUCUUGAUAAAAUAUAUAUCGUUUGGGGGAACGGAAACGUGUUUUUUGUACAAACAAGUUCUCAAAAUAAAAGUACUCUUCUUUUCGUA
This is a messenger RNA of Anolis carolinensis (green anole), 3573 nucleotides long. RefSeq names its product ubiquitin like with PHD and ring finger domains 1 (gene uhrf1). Gene Ontology annotation, biological process: negative regulation of gene expression via chromosomal CpG island methylation. The record is from RefSeq and is a predicted model, not a curated record. Lineage: Eukaryota; Metazoa; Chordata; Lepidosauria; Squamata; Anolidae. Bases 259 to 2613 code for a protein of 784 amino acids. Gene Ontology annotation, molecular function: ubiquitin protein ligase activity; protein binding. The transcript is spliced from 17 exons.